Neoarius graeffei (lesser salmon catfish) is the source of this 957-nucleotide messenger RNA. Its product is annotated as free fatty acid receptor 2. Bases 1 to 957 code for a protein of 318 amino acids. The transcript has a single exon. Lineage: Eukaryota; Metazoa; Chordata; Actinopteri; Siluriformes; Ariidae. Gene Ontology annotation, biological process: response to fatty acid; G protein-coupled receptor signaling pathway; positive regulation of cytosolic calcium ion concentration. The record is from RefSeq and is a predicted model, not a curated record. Gene Ontology annotation, cellular component: plasma membrane. Gene Ontology annotation, molecular function: bioactive lipid receptor activity.
AUGGCGCUUAUUUCUGUAUUUGACUGCAUCUCCUUGACCGUAUAUGCCUUCACCUUCCUGCUUGGCCUCCCUGCCAACUUUCUGGUUUUCUUUGUCUAUGUGCGUAAAGCUCAAAAACAUGGUGCUACUCCUAAUGUGGUUUAUACUAUCAACUUGUGUUUAUCAAACCUCGUCCUGGUUGCCUGGAUGCCUGUGCAGUCUGCCUACACAGUUCUUGAUAUCUGGAUCCUACCAGAGUUGCUCUGUCCAAUUUACAACUUCUUUGUUGUGGCCUCACUUUAUGGCAGUGGACUCCUGCUGACAGCUGUGGCUGUUGGACGUUAUCUGAGUAUUGCCUUUCCAAUCAGCUAUAAACUUUAUCGCCGUGCUCGCACAUCCUGCAUGAUCAGUGCUCUCUUGUGGGCUAUAGUGCUUUUGCAUCUCAGCUUCGCUUUGGUAGCAGAGAAACGGGCCUACUUUGUGUCUCCAGACAUGCUCAACACAUCAAAGUGCUAUGAGAACUUUACGAGUGAGCAGCUGGAUGUGUUGUUGCCGCUACGCCUAGAGAUGGCAAUAGUGCUAUUUGCUGUGCCACUCCUGCUCUCUGUGUUUUGCACACUGCGCUGCCUAGCACUGGUGAAACAGUCAUGCCUUUCGACUGGCAGAAAGCGGCGCAUCCUGGCCAUGGAACUCUCAACGCUCCUGGUCUUUGUGGUAUGCUACACACCAUACAACGUAUCUCACGUGGUUGGUUUCAUCGUGGACGACAAUGUGACCUGGAGGCGUGAGGCCAUUAUCUCCAGCUGCUGCAAUGUCUUCCUUGAGCCUGUGGUGAUGUUGAUGUUGUCGCCCUCAAGGCCCAAGAACCUGCUCUGUAGACUGUGCUUGAAGCGGACCCCUAAGCAACAUCACAAAGGCAUUAUGCAGGUGAAGGAUGCUCUGGAAACCAUGCAAAGAGGGACGAUGUCAAUCAAAUGA